AUGACGCUUCUUGUCCGCGAACCCUCCCGCUGGGCGAAUCUAUGCGUCUCCCGCGACGGCAUCGCAGCGACAUCCGAGUCAUUCGACUACGAGUCCACAUCCGCCCCUCGCCGGGAUGCAAUAUCUUCCUUGGUGAUCACCUUGAAGACUUGUCAGACUUCGGAUGCCGUCGCACCUCUAGUAUCACGAUUGUCCCGGGACUCGGUGGUGAGCCUUUUCCAGAACGGCAUGGGAGUGUACGACGAGCUGUGCUCUCGUUUCUGGCCGGAUGAAGGAUCAAGACCACACUUUGUCUUGGGUACAACUACACAUGGGGUAUCGCCCCAUGGCUCAAGCAAAGGGGAGGUGCUUCACCAUACCCCCCUCGGAGCUGGGGACAUCAAAUGGGGAGUUGUGCCACAUAAAAGGUACGAGGGCACACCUUGGGAUAUGUCCCAAAGCGACAGUCAAUCCCUGCAUCAGAAAUCGAUAUGCCCCUCCGAGCCAGCCUUCAAAAACCUUGAAGACACAUUACAAGCUCUUUUAGAGACUUCGCGCGUGCUUGAAUCGUUGAUGGAGUUGCGCGGGCAUACGGAGGAAACUGUACACUUGUUUUCCUAUCAGAAUAUCCGAAAGAUUGUUGAGGGUGUGAUUCGAGCUACGUUAGGAAACACCUGCUCCAUGGCAGUAGACGUCAGGGCGAAGCGGCCGACGGAGAUUGACUACAUCAAUGGGUAUCUCGCCAAGCUGGGUGAUGGGCUCGGGAUCGACACACCUGCGAAUGACAUGUUGGUCGAUAUGGUAAAGAUGGUAGAAAUGAGUUAUACUGAAUAA
Cryptococcus wingfieldii CBS 7118 is the source of this 813-nucleotide messenger RNA. RefSeq lists its product as hypothetical. The record is from RefSeq and is a predicted model, not a curated record. Gene Ontology annotation, molecular function: 2-dehydropantoate 2-reductase activity; NADP binding. The transcript is spliced from 2 exons. Gene Ontology annotation, cellular component: cytoplasm; mitochondrion. Bases 1 to 813 code for a protein of 270 amino acids. NCBI's taxonomy places the organism in Eukaryota, Fungi, Basidiomycota, Tremellomycetes, Tremellales, Cryptococcaceae.